CGGGAUUUGUCGGAAUAUGGGUUGAUAAAAAAAAACUACACAGCUCUGGUCUGUAUGUCAACUAGUUAGCUUGUUAGCACCUUCCCCAUCCUGGCGUUCUAUUAUUUCCAAACUUUCUUCAUUUUAUGGGAGAUAUUUUUCCUGUCAGAUUUGAGUUAAAGUGAGAUUUGCUGUGUUUAGUUUACUUGUAUACUGAGUUUGUUAUCCGCGGCUGGUUUACUUUUGGAUUAGCUUUUGAUACCGGAGAUAGUUUAGCUGGCUACCUAGCUAGCUAGCGAGAGUAAAGAGAGGCAGUGUAAAUGGGGAACAGCGCUCUCAAAGCUCACCUGGAGACCUCACAAAAAACCGGAGUGUUUCAGUUAAGGGGUAAAAACCUGCAGGAGUUUCCAGAGGAGUUACAGCGGCUCAGUGGGAAUCUGCGCACUGUCGACUUGUCUAACAACAGGAUCGAGACGCUGCCCGCGUUUAUAGGAAACUUCCAGCACCUGAAGAGUCUGACCAUCAGCAACAACCGUCUGACCAGUCUCCCUGCCGAGAUGGGGAAGCUGAGUAAGUUGGAGACGUUGGUGUUAAACGGUAAUCAGCUCGCUCAGCUCCCCACCUCGUUCUCUCAGCUGAAAGCUCUGCGCACGCUCGGUCUCUCGGCCAAUCAGUUCAGGGAAUUUCCCAGCUUCCUCGGCUCCCUGCGUCAUCUCGACGUCCUGGACCUGUCCAAGAACCGCAUACAGGCCGUUCCUGCCGAGGUGUCCGAGCUGCAAGCCAUCGAGAUCAACCUCAACCAGAACCAGAUCUCGGCUCUGUCUCCGGAAGUUUCUCGCUGCCCGAGACUGAAGGUGCUCAGGUUGGAGGAGAACUGUCUGGAACUCUCCUCCAUCCCCUCCACCAUCCUCUCACAGUCCAGUGUGGCUCUGCUGUCCGUUGAGGGAAACCUGUUCGAGGUGAAGAUGCUGCGCGACCUCGACGGAUACGACCAGUACAUGGAGCGGUUCACGGCAACGAAGAAGAAAUUUGCAUGAAGGACAAAAAAAACAACAAAUAAAUGGGUAACUAGGAGCACGGCAGAAAAGUAGAGAAAAAUAUUUCAAUGAAGGUUAAAACUCCAGCGCUGAGUUCCUGCUGUACGGAAAACUUCAGUGAGGAACCAGGAAACCAGCCUGUGUCUGGAAGCAUAUAACACACUACGGUAUAACCUGAAGGUGUCAUUACGAUUACAACAUACGGUUCUUCUGUUUUACUCUCAUAUUAACAGCAGUGUGAAGACAACGAGUGUUAAAAACUAAAGGCUCCAAUACUGCACUAACACACUUUAACGUCUUUACACACUCUGAAAUACAGGUGAUAAAUUCUCAGCUAUCAUUA
Messenger RNA from Ictalurus furcatus (blue catfish), 1359 nucleotides. It is a transcript of the gene lrrc57, whose product is annotated as leucine rich repeat containing 57. The record is from RefSeq and is a predicted model, not a curated record. Lineage: Eukaryota; Metazoa; Chordata; Actinopteri; Siluriformes; Ictaluridae. The transcript is spliced from 6 exons. Gene Ontology annotation, molecular function: protein binding. The coding region runs from base 300 to 1016 and encodes 238 amino acids.